CAGUGUUGUUUACGCGUAUCUAAAUUAACAGAAAUAAUGUUUAAGUGAAAGCUAUUUGAGUGGAUUCAAGAGUGUGUAGUAUAUUCUAACAAUCAAAUUGUGUAAAGAUGACUAGAUUGAAAGUAGCUGUUAGAGUAAGACCGAUGUCUCAAAGGGAGACUGAAAUAGAAUGCGUUCCAGUCAUUUCCGUACUUAAUGAAGAAUCGUUGGAAAUCAUAAAUAUUAAGGUACCAGAACAAAAUGUGGGAGACAGUCGAGAAAGAGUAAAAAGAUUCACCUUUGACUACUGCUUCCACGAACAUAGUCAGCAAAAUUAUAUUUUUGAUAAAGUCGAAGAAGUUAUAAGUAAGUCACUACAGCAAGGAAAUCAUGCGUGUGUUUUGGCUUACGGCCAAAGUUCCACUGGAAAAACUCAUACAAUGAUGGGAGUGCCUGAAGAUCCAGGGUUGAUUCCAAAUUUUUGUAACCGAGUAUUUGGAUAUUUACAAGAAACAGCUAUAGGAGAAGAAAUUGCCAAUAUGAAAGUGACUAUAAGCUAUUUGGAGAUAUAUAAUGAAAAAGUUCGAGAUCUCCUAAAUCCAUCUAACGAAUCUAGAAAUCGCUCUUUAAAAAUAAGAGAACAUCCAAAGAAAGGACCAUAUGUGCAAGGUCUUUCAGAACAUCCUGUAAAUACUACCUCCGAUCUCUUAUAUUGGCUGCAAGAAGGUAACAAACGCCGUAAAAUAGCAGCCACCCAUUCCAAUCCCCAAUCGAGUAGAAGUCAUUCCGUUUUUGUUGUUAAUUGUGAUGGGGUUAAAUUGAAUUUAAUCGAUUUGGCAGGCAGCGAAAGGGCAGCCAGUCGCUGUUUUAAUCUUUCGAGGUUCAAAGAAGGUUCCAAUAUAAAUAGAAGUAUCGUUGCUUUAGGAAAUGUAAUUUCUGCAUUGGCGGAUCAAACGUACAAGCAAGCAAGAGGAAUAAGAAGGAGAUUUGUUCCAUUUCGUGAUUCAAUCUUAACAUGGCUGCUGAAAGAUAUACUAGGUGGAAAUUCCAACACAGUUAUGGUUGCAACUGUUUCUCCUUCCAGUGCUUGCUAUAAUGAGACCGUUAACACUUUGCGUUUUGGGCAACGCGCCAAAAAUAUAAUAUUCCGGCCAGUCGUCAACGAAGACCCCAAAGAAAAGACCAUCCGAGAAUUGAGAGCAGAAAUAUUUAGACUGAAGGAGCUUUUAAAAAACGUACAGCUGCCGAUUGUAAAUCAAAUGUACUUUCAAAAAGAUGUUACAAGAGACACGCAGAAUGAAAACCCAGAAGAUAACCUAAACCGAAAGCCCAAUCCAUCGAACGUUCUAACGAUAUUAAGUCAUAAAUUAAAUGUAGCUGACAAACCUCUUUGUACGAACGAAGAAGAACUCAUUCCUAAUAUUGAUGUCAACGCAAAUAUUACUAAGAAGCAUUCACAAGUAACUUUAAUCAUGUCGUCAAAUAAAAUAGAUCCCGACAAGUGCGGUUCAGACGAUUCCACUAUUUCAUCCAAAUCAAUUACAUCGAAUCAAAGUUCAGAAGUAGGUUCAGGAAGUCAAACAUCACGCAGGAGCAGUCUCAGAACAGAGUCCUUACAUAAAUCGGUUUCUUCAUUAUCAAGAACUUCAUCCAAGAGGCAGUCUCUGCGAGCUAUGUCCAGUGAAAACCUUUCAAAAAGAUCUGAAUCUAAAUUUGGUGUUAGUUCCAAAGCAUCUCCCAGAUCUCAAGUUGUAGCUGCAGUUACCAGUAGAUUGUAUAAUAAAGUUAAGAAGAAAGAAGUUGCAACCGAUACUGAUGAUAUAAAUACCUAUAACCUGUCGGUAUUUCCCAAAGAAUUAUUAAUAUCAGAAAAUGCUAGAGCACGUUUGAGAAAUAUUACGCGAAGGGCAUUAAGAGCCAAUAGAAUAAAAAAUCAAGAUAUGCAGACUGAUCUUAUACCCAUAAAAAGAAUGAAAGAAAUAUCUACAAAUACUUCAGAUCUAAAAGUGGUAGUAGAAGAGCUAAAACAUGUGGCAACUAUGACUUCACAAAUUAAUAACAGAGACGCCUGUGUAGAUAGCUCUGAUUUGGUAGAUGUGACAGAGUCAGAAGCAGUCAAAAGUUUGUUGAUUACACGAAGUUGUGGUACACAAUUUAACAAAGAAGAUUCCCAGAGAAAACAGGUAGUAGUUCCAAAGCCCUCAACGCUUGUAUCGUUUACUAAGUAUCUAAAAGAAGGUAAAGAUGUAUCUACAGAUGCCAUAUAUACUAAUGUGGUUAACAUAAAUAUAUCAAAUAACUACCUUCAAGGAAACAAAGCUACUCACAGUGUAUCUUCAGAAAGUUUAGACAAUUUUGAAGCUCAAAGUUCCUAUAUGGUUACUCCAGAUCUUCUUAGUAAUCAUCCGCCUCUUGAAAUGUCGUCAAAAGAAGUUCAAACGUGGUAUCACGGAAGUAUAGGAGAACUAAAGGAUGAAUUUCUAGACUGCGUUGAACAUGUCAACCAAAACUUUGCAAUAAAUAAUAGUAAAGCAAAAUGCUCUUGGAUACCCAAUCAUUCAGUAGCAGUCCCUGCCAUUAAAAUGCUCAAAACACAUGCUGCUGAAAUAUUCAGAUCGUCAGUACAAGCUGAAGAAUAUUGUAUACCUUUAAAGGACUUCGAAGUCGUCACAGCAAAGCCGAGAAUUUUGCACUGUGACAGAACUGAAUAUGAUGACGUAGUUAUAGUUCAUGAACCAUAUAUAUUACAUGAUAGUGCAGUCAGUACAGAUAAUAAUUACAACCAGGCCACAACAUCUAAUUUAGUAUCUUCUAGAGUACCAAAAACAAUUCUGAAAAAUGAAAAUGGAGAGGCCCAAAGAAUGGUAAGUGCAAUGUCUGCAUUUUUAGAAGAAGCAACAGAAAUAAUAUCAAAAUUGUCUGGAAAAGAGCAAAAAAAUCAUUCGUAUGAUCUCCAAGUAUCAGUAAGCGGAUUAAAAUCUUUUAAAAACUUAGUCAAAAAGAAAAAGUUGAGACAAAGUAGUAUUUCAAAUGAGAAUAGGGAACAAAUAGUUAAGAAAGAUAAUCAGUCGUCAAAUUCUGAUAAAAAAUAUUGUACAUGCUUUAAAGAAAAGGGAUCGCAAACAAUACUUCCUGUUAUGUAUCACUGCUCUACUCAAUCUGAACCAAUACUUCCAGAAUUACCAAUAAAUAAAUAUGAAAUUCCCUUUGAAGCAGCGUGUUCAAGGUUAGAGAAAACGUUAUCUCUGGUCCAGAUAUCCCAUGGAAGAAACGUUAAUGCUGAUGAGAUAUUACCAGAAUACGAAUCACUAAACUUCGACAAUGAUUUAGGUCCAAAUUAUUCGGAUUAUGGAAGUUUGCCAAAAACCUACAAAAAAAAGAAAAGUACGUGGUCUUUAUCUUCUCCUAAAUCUUAUUUGAAGCAAUUGACUGCAAUGAGGAAGGAUAUAGUGGAAAGUACUCGGGACUAUAUGAGAAGUUACGAUAAUCUUUGUAAAACAAAUGAAGACAGUGGAAAAUACAGUGUAGAUCAUAUUAAAGAAAAUACAUAACGGAUUGGUAAAAUAUACAUACAUAUAUAUUGG
Diabrotica virgifera virgifera (western corn rootworm) is the source of this 3563-nucleotide messenger RNA. RefSeq lists its product as uncharacterized. Gene Ontology annotation, biological process: microtubule-based movement. The transcript has 9 exons. Gene Ontology annotation, cellular component: kinesin complex; microtubule. Lineage: Eukaryota; Metazoa; Arthropoda; Insecta; Coleoptera; Chrysomelidae. The coding region runs from base 108 to 3530 and encodes 1140 amino acids. Gene Ontology annotation, molecular function: ATP binding; ATP hydrolysis activity; plus-end-directed microtubule motor activity. The record is from RefSeq and is a predicted model, not a curated record.